Molecule: messenger RNA, 2827 nt
Organism: Folsomia candida
Lineage: Eukaryota; Metazoa; Arthropoda; Collembola; Entomobryomorpha; Isotomidae
Exons: 10
Coding region: 115-2046 (643 amino acids)
Molecular function (GO): flavin adenine dinucleotide binding; oxidoreductase activity, acting on CH-OH group of donors
Source: RefSeq, a predicted model, not a curated record
ACUUUUUUACUGUCCAAUUCUCACACCUACAUACGCAGUCAAGCGGACAACAACUUAUAAACACAACCUCAAUUUUUACGAAGGUUUUUUUUGUACAAAUUUAUUUUUAAAAAAAUGGUGGUGGCGAAAAUCAUAUUCGUUGCGAAUUUAAUCGUACUAAUCGCAUUUUUUGGUACGAUGCCAGUUUUCAUUAAGAUACAGGGUGCAUUUAAUUACUAUUUUGAUUAUACGGCUGCCUUGCUGGAGAAUGAGUCGGGACAAGUUUACGACUUUAUUGUGGUCGGUUCUGGUUCCGCUGGUGCAGUUUUGGCGAACCGAUUAUCCAAGAAUAACAAAGUCCUCGUCUUAGAAGCCGGUGGAGACCCGCUCUUCUACAAUUACAUCCCCAUGCUGUCUAACGCCAUGUUUGGUCGACCGGAAGUGGACUGGUUGUAUAAAACAGAGCCGCAAAAAUUCUCCGGAAAAUCUUUCGUUAAUCAGCAAUUUCCCUGGCCACGUGGUAAACUCGUGGGUGGCUCGAGCAACCUAAAUUACCAAGUUUAUAUGCGUGGAAAUCCAAACUGUUAUGAUAACUGGGCCAACAGUACGGGUGACCCGACCUGGAAAUAUGACAAUGUUUUACCCUACUUCAAAAAAUCGUUGGAUUACCAUGGCCAAUUUGCAGAAAAUAAGGAGCACUACGGUGAAUCAGCGUAUGGAUUUUUGCACGUGGAAAAGCGGAAGUGGGUGCCACCCUUGCAUCAAACUUUUCUCGAUGCAGGCAAAGAGCUUGGCUAUGACGAAGUGGAUGUCAAUGGACCACAAAGAGUGGGAUUUGGUCCGAUUGAAGUCACGCAAAAAAAUGGGGAAAGAUUUGGCACGUUUUCUGCAUUUAUUAAGAAUAAUUUAAGGGGCAAGUUUAACCUGGUAAUUUCCCGAUAUUCCCAUGCAACAAAGCUAAAACUUGACAAAUCCGGUCGUGCCGUGGGAGUCUGGUAUGAUCGACACGGAGUCAGAAAAUUCGCUUCUGCAAGUAAAGAAAUUAUCGUCAGUGGUGGCGCUAUUGGAUCCCCACAGCUUUUAAUGCUUUCUGGAAUCGGGCCCAAGAAACAUUUGGAAUCGAUCGGGAUAAAAGUCAAGGUGGACCUACCAGUCGGUCAAAAUCUGAGAGAUCACCCGACCGUCAUGGUCACCCCAAUUUCCAUCGACAAAGAAUUGUCCUUUAUUCCAGAACGGGAUUUAGGGGCAGGAACUUUAACCGAUUACUUUACUAAAGGAUACGGACCCCUCACGAUGCCACUCCUUGUCCACUCGGUCGGCUACAUGGCCACCCGCUACGCUACCAAGGAGUGGCCCGAUCUCCAAAUUUUCCUCUCCAGUGUCGGCAUCUACGAAAAUAUCGAGGCCGACUUCGCCAACGAGUUGGGAUAUGAUGAAGCCACCCUCAAAAAAUAUUUCGGCCCCGUCAAACAUCCCGGAGGGAGGGAUGGCAUGAUCCUAUUUCCUGUUCUAAAUCGACCAAAAAGCGUUGGCCAGAUAACCUUGAGGGACAAGAACCCUUACACCCAUCCAGUCAUGGACCCUCGCUACUUGGAACAUCCGCAAGACGUAGGGUCACUCAUAGAAGGGAUCAAGUUUUGCCUGAAGCUGGCAGAGAAUACGACCGCAUUUCAAAGCGUUGGUGCCAAAUUUUUGGACGUUCAACUACCCGGUUGUGAAGGUCACGUGUACCGAAGUGACGCCUACUUUGAGUGUUAUCUUCGUCAUUUUGCAAUGCACGUCUGGCAUCCGGUCGGCACUUGUAAGAUGGGACGAGGCAGGAGCGAUCGAACCGCCGUGGUGGAUUCGAAACUCAGGGUCCUUGGCGUGCCAGGAUUGCGAGUCGCGGAUGCUUCAAUCAUGCCAGAAAUCGUGAACGGAAAUACAAACGCUCCCGCCAUCAUGAUCGGGGAAAAGGGGGCAGAUUUUAUCCGAGAAUAUUGGACUGCUCAGUAUCAAGUUUGCGACGCCUGGGGACAUGCCGUUCACUUGGACAAAUUCAAGUCCUACUACUCUAAAUUCGCUUAAGGUUGAUAGAAACGGAAACAAUUCAAAGUUUAGUCAUACCAGUUAAAUAUGUAAAUAUGUAUUUCGUCAUUCAAAAUUCAGUUAAUUUCAAAAUUAGAAACAAAUAUUCUUUCACUUAGAGAAUUGUUUAUUGAUCUGUUCAUUCAUUCUAUGCUCACCAAUUCACAGAGAAUGAAUGAAUAUGAACAAGUACAUAUGUAUGUGUAUUUGGGUCAAGAACGUAGAAACUUCUAAUUCAUUCUGAAUUACAUCCUUGUUUUUUAGUUGUACAUAUUUAGUUUAGUUAUCCAGAUUUCUUUCUUUUCACUAGGCAAUAUAUUCAGAAAUGUUACGUAACAUAAUCUUAAUUUUCCUUCAAACUCCUCGCAAAGUUCAAGCAUCUUUGCGUGCCAUUAUUAUUCAACUGGUCACAAAUAAGAAAACGACAUAUUGAGUGACUGAUCCAGGAAAGAUAGUUCGUGAAUAAGAAUACAAGUUUUAUCAAGUGUGCCUUAAAGGAACAGGGUAUAUGUAAAAAUAAUGAACAUGUAAUGAAUAAUGAAAAAAUAAUGAAUAUGUAAAAAUUCGCCAACUUCUGUACAAUUAACUGAACAGUUUUACAUAUGUCGGGCUAUAUAUUGUACAAAAAGUCACAAAUGUACAUAUGCAGCUUUAAUGCGUCAUCUUGAAACGAAUAAUGUAUUACUCAAUGUCAGAGCUAAAAUUCCAAACUUAACUGUAUACGAAUGAACCUUAAGUAAAGCCGAAUAAACACAUACAAAUACUUACGGAAAUAUUGUAA